Messenger RNA from Scaptodrosophila lebanonensis, 897 nucleotides. Its product is annotated as FAM172 family protein homolog CG10038-like. Bases 1 to 897 code for a protein of 298 amino acids. Gene Ontology annotation, molecular function: siRNA binding. The record is from RefSeq and is a predicted model, not a curated record. Gene Ontology annotation, biological process: regulatory ncRNA-mediated heterochromatin formation. Lineage: Eukaryota; Metazoa; Arthropoda; Insecta; Diptera; Drosophilidae. The transcript is spliced from 5 exons. Gene Ontology annotation, cellular component: nucleus.
AUGUUUUCACGAAUUUUUAGAGCUAAACGCGAAGAAAAAGCAAUAAAAAAGUACAAUGAAGCGCUGGCCCGGUUGCGUCAACUGAAAUAUGCAUUUAACGAAGCUGGGCAAUUGCGAAAAGUUGACGAAAAUACUGGUAAACCAGGAGACCAACCAUUUGAAUAUCAGAUCAGCGGAGAUAGAGUUGAAAAUGAGGACCAUUAUGAGAAAAUAGGCGACGAAGUCACAGAAAUCGUUUACGGUUUGUUGGAACAAAAUGGCCUGAAGAGGCUCACCAUUCCCUUUCAUAUGCCAUAUAAUCAGUCGAGUUUUAUAUUUACACAACCGGCACAGCCGGAUUGUUCCAACAAAUUGCUUGUUUUAAUACACGGACUUGGAGCGCUACCCUAUAUACGACGUGCUCAAAAACUUGGCUAUGAUAUCGUCGUGACCAAUACGAAUGAUAAUAUGCGAUACUUUGUGGGUGUAUACACGAGCACUGAUGAAGUGGCAAAUCCCAUGCAGCAUGCGAAUUUCGUUUGGGAAAAAAUUGUGAUGGCCUCUAAACCGCAAAGCGUUGCAAUUAUAGCGCACAGCUAUGGUGGUCAUCUAGCGAUGUUUUUGUCGCGGCAGCAUCAGGAGUUCUUUAAGGAAAAAGUGUUUGCUAUAGCGCUAACCGAUUCAGCGCACUACGAUGUGCCAAAAGAUAGCAGAGAAUAUUUACAAAAGGUGACCUGCAAUUGGGCCUCCAGCGAGGAACCUCUCGACACUGUAUUACCCAUACCAGAUGACGAAGUCCAUAAAGUUUCCGCUGGCCAUGCCAACCACGAGUGGACUUCGUACACGGCCAUGGAGUCGGUAAUGAAAUACAUCGAAGAGAAGCACGAAGAGCACCUUCGUAAGGUGGCUAAUGUUUAA